AGUUACUUUCCCAAUUGGCUUUAUUCCGAUUAUCCAGUCAGCAGCAUUGAUAUGACCAAGUAUACUCACAUCAACUAUGCUUUUGCUAUAUUGAAUACCAACUCCACCCCAACCUGGACUGAUCCUGAUAACACUGUGACUCAACUCCCCAGCCUUGUCACUGCUGCUCAUAAACAAAAUGUCAAGGUCUCCAUCAGUGUUGGUGGAUGGACCGGAUGCCUCAAGUACAGUGCUACUGCCUCCACUGAGGCUAACCGACAAGCUUUUAUUGCAUGGAACAUUGCUCAGAUCACCAAUUAUAACCUUGACGGUGUAGAUCUUGAUUGGGAAUACCCUGGUCGCCAAGGUGCUGGAUGUAACGGUGUUGAUGAAGCUAAUGACGCUCCCAACUACUUGACCCUUCUGCAAGAGCUUCGUAGUGCAUUGGAUACCAAAUUUGGUACCGGUGUCAAGGAAAUCACUUUGGCCGUCAGAGUUCAGCCAUUUGAUCAGAACGGAGGCAUUUUGUCCGAUAUGUCUGCCUAUGCAAAGGUGGUCACUCGCUUCAACCUCAUGCUGUAUGACAUCAACGGUAGCUGGAACACCGUGACAGGUCCCAAUGCUCCAUUUAACUAUGCCGCUGGACAAGACCCUUAUUCCUUUGUUCAAGCUAUCACUACCUGGAAGGCUGCUAAUGUUCCCGCUAGCCAACUUGUUGCUGGUAUGGCAUACUACGGUCGAUCAACCACUGCUUUGGAGGAUAUGACCAUCACUGGAUCCCAAUACCAAGCUCAAUCCACUGUUCCCCCAGCAGGUGACCAAACUGAUGCUUACUGGCAGGAUCCUUACUGCAGUGCUGACCCUGGUGGUUUGUCUGGGCAAUGGCAAUGGAAGUACAUGCGUUCUCAAGGUCUCUUGACAACUCCCACCACUGCUGCCUCUCCAUGGGUCCGAUACUUCGACAAUGUCACCCAAACCCCUUGGCUAUUCAACCCAAAUACCAAAAUCUACCUUUCAUACGAUGAUCCAGUGUCCAUUGGUGUUAAAGUCAACUACGCUGUUUGCCAAGGCCUUGCCGGUGCUAUGGUUUGGGAUGUGUCUAACGAUAAUGGAGAGCUCCUG
Molecule: messenger RNA, 1101 nt
Organism: Umbelopsis ramanniana AG
Lineage: Eukaryota; Fungi; Mucoromycota; Umbelopsidomycetes; Umbelopsidales; Umbelopsidaceae
Exons: 5
Biological process (GO): carbohydrate metabolic process; chitin catabolic process
Cellular component (GO): extracellular region
Molecular function (GO): chitin binding; chitinase activity
Source: RefSeq, a predicted model, not a curated record